Messenger RNA from Daucus carota subsp. sativus, 2455 nucleotides. Its product is annotated as cytosolic endo-beta-N-acetylglucosaminidase 1. NCBI's taxonomy places the organism in Eukaryota, Viridiplantae, Streptophyta, Magnoliopsida, Apiales, Apiaceae. The coding region runs from base 174 to 2324 and encodes 716 amino acids. The transcript has 11 exons. Gene Ontology annotation, cellular component: cytoplasm. Gene Ontology annotation, molecular function: mannosyl-glycoprotein endo-beta-N-acetylglucosaminidase activity. The record is from RefSeq and is a predicted model, not a curated record. Gene Ontology annotation, biological process: protein deglycosylation.
GACUAAAUUCGAGAAUUCCACAAAUGAACAAUCCACUUUCCAAUUAAACGAAACAAAGCACAAAAGCUAACUAACUCAACUUAAAGUCUUGAACUAACCUGUUACUGCUCUUCAAAUUUGCCACUCAUAAACACAGCUAGUUAAAGUCUUUGAAGUCAACUAACUCAACUUCAAUGCAGAUCCCAUUUCGCGCCUAUAUAAACCGCCAAACCCUCAUCACCCUCAAAACCAUCUACACCAUAAUACACACAAGCAUUGCAUCUAUCUUCUUCCCCACCAAAAUGAGCACUCCCACCCCAACUCCACCCCCAUUUGAUCCCUCCCGACCCUCUUCACCAAUCUCUUAUCCAAUCAAAACCCUCGAAGAACUCGAGUCCAGGUCUUAUUUUGACUCGUUUCACUACCCUUUUAACAAAUCUUGGGGUUGCACACAAGGUGUUCGAUCAAAUGCCGCAGAGAAGAGUUUGCCGAUGAGGCCGAGAUUGUUGGUCUGUCAUGAUAUGGCUGGUGGGUAUGGUGAUGAUAAGUGGGUGCAAGGUGGGGAUAACCCGGAUGCUUAUGCCAUUUGGCAUUGGUAUUUGAUGGAUGUGUUUGUGUAUUUUUCGCAUAGUUUGGUUACUUUGCCGCCUCCUUGUUGGGUUAAUGCUGCACACUUGCAUGGUGUUAAGGUACUGGGUACUUUUAUUACCGAGUGGGAUGAAGGGAAAGCUAUUACUCGUAAACUGCUUGAGACAAAGGAGUCUGCUCACAUGUAUGCGGAGCGCUUGACUGAGCUUGCUGUUUCCCUUGGCUUUGAUGGAUGGUUGAUCAACAUGGAAGUAGAAGUAGACAUUGAACAAAUUCCUAAUUUAAAGGAAUUUGUUAGCCACUUAACUUAUGCUAUGCACUCUUCGAAGGAUGGGUCUUUAGUCAUAUGGUAUGAUAGUGUUACUGUUUUUGGAAAACUUGAGUGGCAGGAUCAUCUAAAUGACAGCAACAAGCCCUUUUUUGAUGCAUGUGAUGGCAUUUUUGUUAACUAUACAUGGAAGGCCAAUUAUCCUAAGCUCUCAGCUGAUGUUGCUGGUAGCAGACAAUUUGAUGUGUACAUGGGUAUUGAUGUAUUUGGAAGGGGAACCUUUGGUGGUGGACAGUGGACAACAAAUGUUGCACUUGAUGUAAUAAAGAAAGAUAAUGUGUCAGCUGCUAUCUUUGCACCUGGAUGGGUACUUGAGACAAAUCAGCCGCCUGAUUUUCAGACGGCUCAAAACCGAUGGUGGGGACUUGUUGAGAAUUCAUGGGGAGUAUCACAAAAGUACCCUAAAUCACUUCCAUUUUAUUCGAACUUUGAUCAGGGUCAUGGUUACCACAUUUUCAUGGACGGAAGGAAAAUAUCAACUAAACCUUGGAACAACAUCUCUUGCCAAAGCUUUCAGCCUCUUCUAGAUUGUCUUGAAGAUCAGAGACCAAAUGCAAUUCAAGUUUCUAUAGAUUUUAAUGAAGCGUCUUAUAUUGGAGGAGGAAACAUCACGCUAAAAGGAUCUCUUGAUGGCGAUACUUAUUUUACAACCAGGAUAUUUCAAGGAGAACUGCUUUUUGGGAACUUGCCGGUCCUUUUUACUUUUUCUGUGAAAUCAGAUGUGAGCUCUAUGGUAGGCCUUUCUCUCAAGUUUUCUUCUCAGGCGUUGGAGAAGACAUCAAUACUACUCGCUUCUCGGGGUGAUUCCGUGCUAAACACAAAGCAGUUCUCUAGCAAGUUUAAUAGAGUAAUUAUGCCACAUCAAGUGAAACGACUAGAUGCAACUCCAGGAUGGGUGAUACAAGAGAGCCGUCUUGCAAUGGAGGGCUACACAUUAACAGGGAUUCAUAUCAUUUGUUAUAGAUCAAAACAUAUCUCAGUUAACCAUGAAAUAGUGACUCAAAGUCCAUCUAUAUAUAAUGCAGUGCUGGGGCAUAUCGAUAUUAGAACUUCUGCAACAAACUCAGAUUUCCCACCUGAUGCAUCAUGGUUAGUUGAGGGUCAGUUCAUAAAAUGGACUUCAGGUUCCGAGGCUUCGAAGACCGUCAGUGUUAAGAUCAUUUGGAAACUGAAAGACGGAACAGCUUCUUGGUUCCCUAGCUACAAUAUCUAUGUUGAGAAACAAGGAAUAGUCAGAAAUUCAAAUGCACUGCUUGAAGAAAGGCUAGAAUAUCUUGGACUGGCACGAGUGGAAGCCUUUUAUAUAUCUGAUCUCAUGGUUCCUUCUGGUAUCUCUAGACUAAAUUUCAUCAUUCAAGUAUGCAGUCUUGAUGGCACUUUGCAGAAGUUAGAUUGUUCACCGUCUUUCCAGUUAAACGUAGAAGGUUAGUUAAAGAUCAUCCUCUGUGCUUAAAGGAGGGCCUAUGUGGUAUAUUCACUGAGCAUGUCAUAAUUUGUACAGAGAUUUUGAACUUGUUGUAUGUGACAAUAAAACAUAAGAGGUAUUUGCAGUUUGCAUCC